This is a messenger RNA of Cryptomeria japonica (Japanese cedar), 1787 nucleotides long. RefSeq names its product cytochrome P450 750A1. Lineage: Eukaryota; Viridiplantae; Streptophyta; Pinopsida; Cupressales; Cupressaceae. Gene Ontology annotation, molecular function: iron ion binding; monooxygenase activity; oxidoreductase activity, acting on paired donors, with incorporation or reduction of molecular oxygen. The transcript is spliced from 2 exons. The coding region runs from base 42 to 1610 and encodes 522 amino acids. The record is from RefSeq and is a predicted model, not a curated record.
CAGUGUACAAGCAGAUAGAUUGAAACAACUCCUCUGCAGAAAUGGCCUUAUUUUCAUUUGCAGAAGCACCACCCUUGACAAUUGGAUUCUCAGUUUUAAUAGUGGCUUUCUUGUGGUGGGUAUUAAAGAGAAGAAACGUCGUAGAUGCAAAGGGAUUGUUAUUACCCCCUGGUCCAUCGCCAUGGCUUGUCAUAGGAAAUCUCCAUCAGCUCGGAGAUCUGCCUCACCGUUCUCUGGCAGAGCUCUCCAAGAAAUAUGGAGCCUUGAUGUUUAUGAGACUCGGCUCUAUUCCCGCCCUCGUUGUCUCCUCUUCCCAAAUGGCGAAGCAGAUCUUGACAACACACGACUUGGCAUUCGGAAAUAGGCCUGCAACGGCGUCUGCAAAAUACGUAGCGUACGGGGAGAUUGAUCCAGGCUUGGCUCCGUAUGGACCGUACUGGCGGCACAUGCGCAAAAUCAGCGUCAUGCAAUUGCUGAGCGCAAAGAGAGUCGACUCCUUCGCCUCCCUGCGAGAGGAAGAGGUUGCUACGGGCGUGCGUUCCAUUUGGGAGAAAAGUAGGCAUGGCAAACUCCCUGUCAACCUCACAGCCGCCAUUUCCUCCAUCAUCUCUGGUAUCAUGUGGGGUAUUCUGGCGGGCACCAACUCUGGCGGCUAUUCUGAUCUUGUUGGGAGUGGGGAUGAGCUUACGAUGAUGAUCAACGAGGUCACCAGUAUGGUUGGGGCUUUUAAUAUCGGCGACUUCAUUCCUUUCGGAGCUUGGAUUGACCAGCUGAGAGGUAUGAAGCAUCGAAUGAUAAGGGCCCACAACUUCUUUGAUCGAGUGGUGGGGAAGAUAAUAGACCAGCAUGUGGAGCGCAAUGCAAAAGUGGAUGGGGAAAAAGAGCACGUCAAGGACUUGGUUGAUGUACUCUUGGAUAUUGAGAAGGAAGAACCCGAUGGUGAGAAUGGCAUCAAGGUCGGCCGAGAGCACAUCAAGGCAACUAUUUUCGACAUGUUUCUGGGUGGAAUUGAGACAACCAUUAUCACGUUAGAAUGGACAAUGAGUGAGCUUUUAAGGAAUCCCCAGAUAGCCAAGAAGUUGCAACAAGAAAUUCAAUCUAAAGUAGGCAAACAUCGCAUGGUGAAGGAGAGUGAUUUGGCAAAUAUGGAGUAUUUGCAAUGUGUGGUGAAGGAGACGUACCGAUUAUAUCCUGCAGGACCCCUGAUGCUGCCCCAUGAAUCUAGAGAAGCUUGCACUGUUGGUGGCUACCAUAUACCUAACAAAACAAGGCUUGUGGUUAAUGUAUGGGCAAUAGGAAGAGAUCCUCUUGUGUGGGAAGAUCCUCUAACAUUCAAACCUGAAAGAUUUAUGGAAAGCGAUCUAAAUGGAAAGGGUAAAGACUUCACCAUGCUCCCAUUUGGUGCUGGAAGGAGAGGUUGUCCUGGGGCUUAUCUUGCCACUCAGAACAUUAACCUUGUUUUGGCUCAACUCCUGCAUUGCUUUGAUUGGAAACUUGAAGGCAAUGCAGAUCCAUCAUGCUUGGAUAUGACUGAAACAUUUAGAACUAGUAUCCCUCGAAAAGUGAGUCUUUUCGCAGUUCCAUCCUUGAAACUAGAUAUCGAGCUCUAAAAUGCAACAUCUACUCCAGUGUGUCCCACCUCCGACUGUUAUCUUCCAUUCCCGUAACUAGUUUGACUUGCAUUUUGAUUCAAUCUUCAAUUAGUUAUUUUGUUUAGAAUUUAUGGACGGACUUUCUACUAUAAUAUAGGCAAAAUAUGUGCUGGCUAGUAAUUUAAACUUGUAUAA